AUAUCGUGAAAAUACUAAAUCUAAGGUCGGGGCUUUUCGAAAUUACAAAGACGCAAGUUGGGUUUUCAACGAUUGUUAAAAUUAUUAAAAGUAAACAUUUUAUGGAACAGGUGACAAAAAGCUGACCGAAAUUGAAUUUUAUAUUGAGUGGCUUAGAGAAUAUACCCUAAUAUAAUUUAUCUCAAAACUUAUUGGCAGUGCAAAACCAUUUUAACCACCACAAAGCGAUAGUUGUAUUUUAGCCAGUGCUUUAAAGUGCAUGUGCUUUUCCCGAGUUGUCUAACACAGUGAGAAUUCACCAAACGCCGAAACCGAGGUUUGAUUUUUCUUUUCGAAAUGUCCGACGAUGCUAACACCGCUGUGUGGGAUGACUCCCUAUUGGUAAAGACGUACGACGAGUCCGUGGGCCUGGCCCGAGAAGCACUGGCCCUCCGCCUGGCCGAUUCCACCAACAAGCGUGAGGUGGAGAACGCUGCCGUUGACGAAGCUGGAGAGGAUUCGGCCACUGGCGGAGCCACUAGCCCUGAGCCGCUGUCCUUCAAGGUGGGCGACUACGCCCGUGCUACCUAUGUUGAUGGCCUUGACUACGAGGGUGCCUUGGUGUCUAUCAACGAAGGUAAGGGCACCUGCGUCAUCCGCUAUUUGGGCUAUGAGAACGAGCAGGAGGUUCUGCUCCUGGACUUGCUGCCAUCCUGGGGCAAGAGAGUGCGUCGCGAGCAGUUCCUCGUCGCCAAGAAGGAGGAUGGGGAGCAGCCGAACCGCUCCAAGACAUCCGCGGUCGCCGGCACUUCUUGCCACUCCAAGAAGACAUCCGGAAAGGGACGGAUCUCCGGAGGAUUGGUCAUGCCCCCCAUGCCCCCCGUGCCGCCCAUGAUCGCCGGUCAGGGUGACAGCGGCGAGCAAGACUUCGUGGCCAUGCUCACGGCCUGGUACAUGUCCGGAUAUUAUACGGGUCUCUACCAGGGAAAAAAGGAGGCCAAUACCAGCGCCAAGAAAAAAACGCCCAAGAAGUAAUUCAUCUCAUCUCCACAUCUUUCCUUAAGACUUGUAGCCAUUAAGAACGAAACGAUUAAAAACUGUUAUGUUUA
This is a messenger RNA of Drosophila rhopaloa, 1088 nucleotides long. RefSeq names its product survival motor neuron protein (gene Smn). Gene Ontology annotation, cellular component: cytoplasm; nucleus. Gene Ontology annotation, molecular function: RNA binding. Bases 337 to 1014 code for a protein of 225 amino acids. NCBI's taxonomy places the organism in Eukaryota, Metazoa, Arthropoda, Insecta, Diptera, Drosophilidae. The transcript has a single exon. Gene Ontology annotation, biological process: mRNA processing. The record is from RefSeq and is a predicted model, not a curated record.